CGGAGGCGCCCGCUCCGCCCGCCGCGCGAAAGUUUACGAAAGUGUAAGUGCACGUGCAAGUGUCAGUGCAAGUGUUAAAGUGUACACUUCAGAUAAGAAUUGCGGAGUGAAUUGUGAAAAAGAAAGUGAAGUGAGCCCAAAGAUUUUUCCGGCCCGUCCCAAAAUCAUGCGGAGAUGCGCAACAUAGGCGCGGGGCGAUGCGCGCGGCACGUGCGUUGCGCGCAACAUGCGGACGAUAAAUGAGAGCGCGUGCGCGGCGCUACUCGAGGGCGUCCGCUGGGAGGACCCCGUUAGCAUCGCCAGCCUGGCCGUGCUGGCGCUGAUAGACGUGCUCGUCGUCAUUGGCAACUGUCUGGUGAUAGCGGCUGUGCUGUGCUCGUCCAAACUGCGGUCUGUCACGAACCUGUUCAUCGUCUCGCUGGCUGUCGCGGACCUGCUCGUCGGCCUCGCGGUGCUGCCUUUCUCAGCAACGAGGGAGGUUUUCAAGGUGUGGAUAUUCGGCUCCAUCUGGUGUUCGGUAUGGCUGGCCGUGGACGUCUGGAUGUGUACCGCCUCCAUCCUCAACCUGUGCGCGAUAUCCCUGGACCGCUACGUCGCUGUCACCCGUCCAAUGAGCUACCCGAGUAUCAUGAGCAAGAAGCGAGCCAAGAUCCUCAUAGCUGGAGUAUGGGUUUUGAGCUUCGUGAUAUGCUUUCCGCCGCUAGUUGGGUGGAAGGAUUCGAAGCCAGAAGACGAACCCGAGAUCGAGCAUCCGCCUUGCCCGUGGAUGUGCGAACUGACCAACGACCCAGGCUACGUGGUCUACUCAGCGUGCGGCUCCUUCUACAUACCCAUGCUAGUCAUGCUGUUCUUCUACUGGCGGAUAUACAGAGCAGCGAGCAGCACGACGAAGGCGAUCAACCAGGGGUUUAGGACCACUAAGGGAGGAAAAGGUGUAGGCCUCGGCAACCGGUUCGACGACAACCGCCUCACGCUGCGCAUCCACCGCGGGCGGGGGUCGGGGGGUGGGAGGCCGCAUGGCUCCCCCCUCUCCAACGCCUCCAACCACUCGACCAGCACCUCGUUGAGUGCGUCGCCGGAGAGGAUACGAAGACAUUCCAGUUCGAGGCGCGCUCACGACAAAGUGAAGAUCUCCAUAUCGUACCCAUCGUCGGACCAGAUAUGCCCUCCUCACGAGAACUCCAGGUCGCCCAGCAGGUCUCCCAGCCCCUCACUCUAUGCUGUCCACUACGAGAGAGACGGGAGAGAGCUGACUGAGAGCAGACUUAAGUCGAAGUCUCAGCACUUAAGUCCGGGCAUCUACAAUGACUAUGACGAUAACCCGAACAGGACGAGGAAAAUGGGACGGAGGAAUAUUAAGGCUCAGGUGAAGAGGUUCCGCAUGGAGACGAAAGCCGCUAAGACCCUCGCCAUCAUCGUCGGCGGCUUCAUCUGCUGCUGGCUGCCCUUUUUCACCGUGUACGUGGUGAUGGGCUUCUGCGGGGACUGCGUCUACGAGAUCAUCUUCUCGAUUCUUUUCUGGCUGGGUUACUGCAACUCUGCAUUGAAUCCGCUCAUAUACGCGUUGUUCUCGAAAGAUUUUAGGUUCGCCUUCAAGCGUAUAAUCUGCAAAUUCCUCUGCGGCCGUCGCGCGGUGCGGCGGGAUUCAGAUGCGAACGCCGAAACCCGCCGGCUGAAAGCGCCGCACUCGCAGUCUCUGGAAGAACAGGACAGCAACCAUAGCUCUUCGAGCACUAAGAGGUGACGGCAAGCGAUGCGGCGGCAGAAUGCCCAAUUUGACGCGUCCGUCGCUUGUGUUUAGAUAUUGCAAGUAUUUAAAUCUCAAGACUACCUAAAUGUGUGUAAAUAAAUUAUUUACUGUUAUUUUCAGCCAUUAAGUUACAUAUUAUUAUCAAAAACGGAUGUCAGGAAUAUAGUGAAUGAACGGAACAGUUCUUUUUUGAAGAUUGCAGGCCUAUGACGUUAUUAAAAGACGACUUAGGCUAUCAAAAACUGAAAAAACUACUAUGAUUUAUAAUUUAACGAAUGCUCAGUACAUUCACUAUAACUGAAACUAGCCCUAUA
Aricia agestis (brown argus) is the source of this 2064-nucleotide messenger RNA. It is a transcript of the gene Oamb, whose product is annotated as octopamine receptor Oamb. The transcript has 12 exons. The record is from RefSeq and is a predicted model, not a curated record. Gene Ontology annotation, cellular component: membrane. Gene Ontology annotation, biological process: adenylate cyclase-activating adrenergic receptor signaling pathway. The coding region runs from base 227 to 1744 and encodes 505 amino acids. Gene Ontology annotation, molecular function: adrenergic receptor activity. NCBI's taxonomy places the organism in Eukaryota, Metazoa, Arthropoda, Insecta, Lepidoptera, Lycaenidae.